This is a messenger RNA of Thunnus maccoyii (southern bluefin tuna), 876 nucleotides long. It is a transcript of the gene txndc17, whose product is annotated as thioredoxin domain containing 17. Bases 124 to 495 code for a protein of 123 amino acids. Gene Ontology annotation, molecular function: protein-disulfide reductase [NAD(P)H] activity. The record is from RefSeq and is a predicted model, not a curated record. NCBI's taxonomy places the organism in Eukaryota, Metazoa, Chordata, Actinopteri, Scombriformes, Scombridae. The transcript has 4 exons. Gene Ontology annotation, cellular component: cytosol.
AUUUUACCAGCUGCAGUGUUCAGAGAGAAGCACAACUUCUAUCUGCAAACACCUUGUUAGUUUCUUACAGUCAAAUAGCUCCAAGUCCGUGCAUUUCCUCACUCACUCGAUCUUAACUGAACGAUGGCGAAGUACGAAGAAGUGAGUGUGCGUGGCUACGAUGAAUUCUGCAAAGCUGUGUCUGAGAGAAAAGGAAAGGACAUUUUUGCUUAUUUCUCUGGUGAUAAAGACGCCCAAGGAAAGAGCUGGUGCCCAGACUGUGUAACAGCUGAGCCGGUUGUAAGAGGGGAGAUGAGUCACCUUCCCGAGGGCUCUGUCUUCAUCUACUGUCAAGUUGGACAAAGGGCCUACUGGAAGGAUCCAAAUAAUGAGUUCAAGAAGACGCUGAAGCUGAGCGGAGUUCCCACUCUACUGCGAUAUGGCACACCUCAGAAGUUGGUGGAGGAUGAAUGCUUCAAAGCUGAGCUGGUGAAGAUGAUGUUCACUGAGGACUGAGAGAUCCUGCACGUUGCACAUCAGUCACAAAGCAUUCAAGAUUUAUUCACUGUUAUGAAAAAAAUCUCAUUAAUCACAAUUCAAAUAAAGGAAUACUGAAUAUUGAUAAGGAUGCAGAAGGUUCAUCUUCCACUGUAAUAUGAAACAAAUCAGCAACUGUGUGAGUUUACAACCCUAACAAUGACCGUCCUUUGUAAUCCACAGCUAUAUGUGUACUGGAAUAUGUGCAGGAUGAUCACAGAAUGGAUGUAAUUCAUUAAACACGUGUGUCUUGUUAUGCUUUAUAUGCAAUCACUCAAUCCUGAGUGGUAAUUUCAGUUGAUACAUUUCUUCAAAUGUAAUCUAGCACACUAGUUGAUUAUAAGAAUAUGUUGGGAUUUU